UCUCCCUCUCUGACCGCCUUCUGACCGGGCCCGCCCCCAGCCGUGCCGUCAGCGGCGGGUGGUGCUGUCGCAGCGAGCGGGGGGGGGGGUCGCGCCGCCAUGCGAUUUCGGGCAAAGAUUGUGGAUCUCGCCUGCCUCAACAACUUCAGCCGUGUAAUUAACACAAUCUCCAAGUUAACCAAGACGUGCACCCUGCGCCUUACUGUCUGCAAGUUGUAUUUCAUCCUCUCCGAUAAAGUAGCAAAUGGAGGCGCGAGUAUGUGGUGUGAGCUGUGCCAGGGGAAUUUCUUCGACGAAUUUCAGAUGGAAGGAGUAGCUGCAGAGCACAAUGAAAUCUAUUUAGAGUUGGUGCCUGAGAACCUGUCAAGAGCAUUAAAAACUGCCCACAGUGCUAAGGCAGUGAAGAUCAAGUUGACUAAUAAACACUGUCCUUGUCUCAGAGUUGCUGUGGAGUUACCAUCCUUAUCAAGCAGCAGUAGGAUUGUGACACAUGACAUUCCUGUGGGGGUUAUUCCCAGAAGAAUAUGGAAUGACUUCAGAGAGCCCACUAUGCCAGACUUUGAUGUCAGUAUUUACCUACCAGUGCUGAAAAUAAUGAAAAGUGUUGUGGAAAGAAUGAAGAAUCUCAGCAAUUUCAUUGUGAUUGAAGCAAACUUGAGUGGAGAAAUGAACUUGAAAAUAGAAACUGACUUAGUAUCUGUAACUACACAUUUUAAAGACCUGGGAAAUCCUCCCUGGGCAUCAGAAGAGGGGUGUCAAAGUUCUGCUCAAGGCAGAAAUCUGGAAAGUAUGGCUGAGGCAUGCAUAGACAUCAAGAAGCUGCAGCAGCUGCUUGCUGGACAACAGGUCAAUCCUACAAAAGCAUUGUGCAAUAUUGUAAGUAAAAGAAUUGUCCACUUCAUCUUGCUGCAUGAGGAUGUUUCACUUCAGUAUUUUAUUCCAGCACUUGCCUGAAUAUUUUGGAAUCUUGAGCAUUUUCCAACCUGAGGCCUUUUCCAUGAAGUCUGAAAUCUUUCCUGAAUUGCUGGAGUAUUUUCACAUGAUACACUGUUAGAAGCAGCCAUCAGAUGGACAUUAUUUCAAUAUUUAUGAAAUUAUUCAUAAUACCUCCUCAUCCAGAAAGCCGUUUUGGAAAGACGUACCUCUGGGAAGCUGACAUAUUGCCGUCUUAACGGAAACAAAACUGAAAUUUGAAUGUGCUUUUGGGAUGCUUUGAGCUAUGGGGAUGGCAAUGAAGUAUUUUGGUUUUGUCAAAAAACAUAAAGGUAGAAUGCAUCUCUGGAGCUGCUGCUGUGUGUAUUCAGUAUUGGGCAAUGCAGCUCCAAGUUAAGAGGUCUCUAAGCAAGCCAUCAUACUUCCAUGGAGCAGGAGAGCCCUCUGGAGGGUUGCAGAUUGGUAUUUGCCUAAACAGGUACACACAGCCCUCCUGAAGUGGUACUAAAUUGAAUUCUGUUCCAGUAGCGAUGUAUGUGAACUUGAUGCUGUUAAAUGUUGUGCAGCAGAAAUCUAACUGCCAGCAAGUAACAAGAUAUAACAGAUGCUAAGGAGCACCAACAGUUCAGCAGCAUCUCUUUUUACCUGGUUGUAUCUUUUGAUCUGACUUGCUCCAACAUAACUCAGUAGCUCUGUGCUUACUCUUUGUUUAGCUCUUGGCCUGAGAGCAUGAGCUAAACAGUCUGGAUUACUUUGCUAAUGUGGGCAGUGAAAAUCUGUGUACAAAAUGAAGGUCAUAUGAGGACAUGCAUGAACACGGCAAUUGGUGUGAAAUAAAGGGCAAGUUAUCUGUGAA
Messenger RNA from Pipra filicauda (Wire-tailed manakin), 1789 nucleotides. It is a transcript of the gene HUS1, whose product is annotated as HUS1 checkpoint clamp component. The transcript is spliced from 8 exons. Gene Ontology annotation, biological process: double-strand break repair via homologous recombination; nucleotide-excision repair; telomere maintenance. NCBI's taxonomy places the organism in Eukaryota, Metazoa, Chordata, Aves, Passeriformes, Pipridae. Gene Ontology annotation, cellular component: site of double-strand break; nucleolus; checkpoint clamp complex. Bases 100 to 954 code for a protein of 284 amino acids. The record is from RefSeq and is a predicted model, not a curated record.